AUGGGAGACGUGGACAUGGAGAUGGGCGACGCCGCGCCCGCGCCCGCGGACGCGCCGCUCGCCCCGCCGUUCGGCGGAGGCUCCGCGAAUUGGGGCGAAGAGGUGGAGGAAGCGCACGAGGCGUCGGGACGCAACGCGACCGUGCUCGAGAUCGAGGCGGACAAGGCGAGGAAGCGCGCGGAGCGCUUCGGGAGCGAGUACGUGGAGCCCAAGGGCGAGGCCCUCGCGCGCGGGCUCGGAAUGAGCCGGAAGGAGGUGCUCGCGAUGCGCAAGGCGGAGGCGAUCAAGAAGUCGCAGCAUCGGCGAGGAGGCGGCGCGCUCGUGACCGGGUUCGACAUGUUCGACCCGGCGGAGGAGGCGAAGCGCGCCGCGCGCGCGGCCAAGUUCGGCGAUCAGCUCGGGCUGACCCCCGAGCAGGUGGCGAUCCGUCAGCGCGAGGCGGAGGAGCGCGUUGAGCGCGCGAAGCGAUCGGCCGCCUACGCCGCAGUCGCCGCCGCGGGCGAUCUCUCUCUCAACGUCAGCGGCGGCGACCCGCAGGACGUGUUCGAGACGCGCGUGGACCCCGACCUCGACGCGCAGUGGCGCGCGGACGCGGUGCACCUGUACGGCGUCGAUCACAUGACGACGCAGGAGUGCAUGAACUACUUCGGCGAGUACGGACCGGUGUUCGUGGAGUGGAUCAACGACUCGUCGUGUAACGUGUGCUUCGACGACGAGCACACCGCGCGGCGGGCGAUUCGAAUGAAGGGGGUCGCCAUGGGCGCGGGCGCGAACCCGGACGAGCGCGGGGCGCUGCCGGAGGGGACGAUCGCGGAGAUGCUGUGGCACUCCGGGCCGGAGUUUCACAAGGACGGGAAGACGUUGGCGCUGUCGUUUCGGCUGGCGACGGAGGCGGACGUCAAGCCGGACGGGCGGAUCAAGUCGCGGCAGCUGUGGAUGAAGGACGGCGAGCGAAGGAGGAGCGGCGGGAAGCGACGACGCGGCGGCGGCGGCGGCGAUCGCGAGCGGCAUCAUCCGUACGGCGGCGGAGGCGGCGGCGACAGCGGCGGGAAACGCCGACGCGGCCGCGGGAGCUCCCGCCGCGGCGGGAUGCGAGGGUUCGACGACGACGACGACGACGGCGGCGUGAGCGACCUCCGCGCGCGCAUCAAGGCGAAGAAAGACGCCGAGGGCGGCGGCGGCGGCGACGACGACGCGGCGAUGGACGGAGCCGCGAACGGGGGUGGGGAGAACGCGGGGGGCGGCGACGCGAUGACGAUGGACGGCGGCGGCGCGGCGGCGACGGAGGGAAAAGCCGCCGUCGGGAUGUUCGCGGCCGCGACGAAAGCCGCGGCGGCGACGCGCGUGAUGCCGGACCCGUCGAACCCGUUCUUGGCCGCGAUGGCGGACCCGAAACCGCCGCCGAGCCUCGAAGAGCUCCCGGAGACGGACUUGAGGAAGAAGCUCGCGGCGUCGAGGGCGGCGGCGGCGGCGGCGGCGGCGGGCGGCGGCGGCGAAGCGGCCGCCGCGCCGGCGGAGGCGGCCAUGGGCGACGCCUCCGCGCCCGUGGUGUACGACGACGUGUGA
This is a messenger RNA of Micromonas pusilla CCMP1545, 1566 nucleotides long. RefSeq names its product splicing RNP complex component (gene ELGR). Gene Ontology annotation, cellular component: nucleus. Lineage: Eukaryota; Viridiplantae; Chlorophyta; Mamiellophyceae; Mamiellales; Mamiellaceae. Gene Ontology annotation, molecular function: mRNA binding; RNA 7-methylguanosine cap binding. The record is from RefSeq and is a predicted model, not a curated record. The transcript has a single exon. Bases 1 to 1566 code for a protein of 521 amino acids.